AGAUGUAACCCAGAUGUGGGCGGUAUGUCAAAACUCAUAGACACCAACAAGCCGGAAUCGCGCAACUGGCUUAAACAGUGGCGGACUGUGUACGUCACAAGACAUGCUCUUCUGCCAAUUGUCAGUGAGGAGGCAGCCCAGUUACAUGGGGACAUAUCGAACAAAGCAAAGGUACCAGCAUGCAUCAAAUGCUCUUCCAGAGAUGUACAGAACAGAAAUGCAAGGUGCCCAUAUCAUGUCGUUCUUCGAGAUGAGUUAGUCGACGAGCACGCUUAUGGACAGGCAAGAGGCAUAGGUGCACUAACGUUAAAAAACACCAAAGCAGAAAAAUGGGUAAACUCACCAUGGGAGAUAGCCAAGGUGUUCAUGCCACCAGCUGGGUACGAGGACAAAACCACAAUUGAAGAAACAGAUUUCAAUGGCAUCGCUGCCUUCAUCAUUAACUGCAAGCGUUUUCAUGGCAAAAUCACGGGCACUAUCUGUGAAAAGGCUAGAGAAGUGGUCAACCACAUUCGGCACAUGCCGGACAUUUGUUCCACCGCCUUGACAGAACGGGCCACAACCGAUUGCAUAGAUAACCUGUACGCUCUACUUAAUGAGCAAGGCCUGAAGACUCGGCCAGAGGCGAUACUGGCGCGGACACAAUUGGACGAGCUUAAGACAUCCAAAGAUGAGAAUGUAUACUACAGUAUUUGCCAGAAGUUACAUGAUGAAUUCGAACAGAAACUUGCCGACAUUGAACGAAAAUUCAACGCAGAUGAAAUUGAUAAAGAACGCGCUAAAGAGAGUAUGCACUCUGAAGCCCAACAAUUCCAGAAGAAUCAGGAAAACAUGUUGCGAUCACUUGAAAGAAUUUCUGACGAUGCAAAACAGGAUUUAUUAGGGACUAAAGACGACAUUCUUUUGUCGAUUGAAGAAGAGAAAAGAAGGGUCAUGGAGCUUAUGGAAAGAACGAUCACAGAACGCAUUGGAAAAUAUGUAACCGAUGGUAAAUUAGCGCUUGAGAUACAUGCCGAAAAUUUAAAAAGACAAACCACAGAACACAUAGAACAUUCUUUGACAAAACGUAAAAUAGAGGUUGAAGAUCAGACAGAAAUACAUGCUAAGCGGUUGCGUACAGAAAAACUACAAAAACAGAAACGUGAGUUAAAGACACAGCUAAUCGAGCACUAUAAUAAAUCUGCAAGCAAGAUACCUGUUCGUCUCGACAUUGACGAAACCAUUGAAAAUAUUUACGAAAACCCAGAACUUACCUUGAUUAAAAUCGAAAAUGGCAAGACGACAAAGAAAGAUAUUCCUGAAGUAAGCCAACUGUUUUCGACAAGUGAUGGCCCAAUGGCUAAAACGAUCAUCGUCGAGGGUGAACCUGGCAGAGGCAAGACCUCCUUGUGUAAAAAGAUCGUGCACGACUGGCGUAAACUAAAGGAGAACGUUGAGCAGGAGCCGAUCACAUCAAGUUUAAGUAAGUUUGAAUUCGUAUUCUACAUCAUACUUCGCCUCGUUAAAACUGAGAGUGAAGUUAAAGCUAUGAUAGUCGAACAUAUACUAAAGAAGAUUGAUUCAGACUAUGAAAGUGCGCACUCACUGCUAGGAGAAAUUUUAAAAUCAGAGCACUGUCUUCUACUGUUUGACGGUUUGGACGAAUGGCGUAGAGAAAUGCCUCAUGUUGAAACAAGUUGGAGAUACUGUACAGUAUUAAUCACAACACGACCGUACAAAUUGGCUGAACUAAAGGUGAUUCCAACGCAGGUCGGUAGACAUGUCCAAUUGGAUGGAGUUAAGAAUCCAGAAGAGCUUGUAUUGAAAGUCAUUCGGAAGUUAGAGGAAUAUCACAAAACAAACAAACAACCCAGGUCCUGCAUCAAGGACUUAAAAGACAAACAACUGUGGCAUUUCCGUGAAAACCCCGUCAUACUCGUCAAUAUUGUGUGGCUCUGGCAAAAGAGUAAGUUAAGAGAAAACAUGUCUCGUUCUACUCUUUACCAGGAAAUUAUAGAUGAAAGAUGGUAUGAAAUGUGUGACAAAAAAAAACAGGAUCAAGAUCCACACGAGUUGUAUGACGUACUGAGCGAGAUAGCAUUUAACAAACUGCUUUCUGAAAAUGAGGACGAAUCGCUAGUGUUUAACAUCAAGGGGAAACUUCUAGAGAAAUUUAAGCAGUACAAGGAUGCAUCGCUUGAAUCUGGUGUCCUGUCUUGUAGUAAUGUGCCUGGAGAACGCUUUCCUCAGUACCAGUUUCUUCACAAAACAUUCCAAGAAUACCUUGCAGCUGUUUUUCUGUCAAAAUGCGGUUCGACUAUGUCCACCUCAUGCAAGCUCGUGAAAGAAAUAUACUCAAAUCAUAGGAACGAAAGUGUAUUUGCUUUGAAAGAGGUAUUCCUUUUUCUAUGUGGUUUAAAUCUAGUAGCAGCCGAAGAAUUUUCGAAAACACUGAAUGAGCUGUUUACUGAGAACUGCGAAGAACAGGGAUCAGCUGGGAGUGCUGAGCAAUUCCAGCAAAUGAUAAUGAGCGGCUACGAUGAUGCAGAGAGAAACGGGAAAUUCGGGGCGGAUUUCUGCUUGCAGCACAUCGUGUUGAAUAAUAAAUAUUACACAGGGAAUCACAGGUCGAAGUUGAAACUGUGCAUGGACGAUAAAAGAAAAUCCAAUCUCAAAUCACUACGUAUUGUUGGAAAAAGCGACAUAGCUUCGGCUCUGCAGUACAUGGAUGAUCCGUCUGUUUUAGAUUUAGAUGUUUGCAAGAAUUUAAAAUUUGUUGCUUUAAAAGGGGUGUCAUAUAAAGAUAUCAACCUACUAAAUUUGAAUGGAUUAGUAGAAUGCGAAAUAGAAUUCAACGACUACAAUCCAGCAAGUAAACUGAUAUCGUCAGUGCAGUCCUCAGAUUUACAAGGUUUGAAAAGGCUGGUACUGAUAAACGUUGGUUUGGAAUGUGAAACAAUGGACAUAUUUUCAAAACUUAAAUGUGUCAAAGAUCUUGACCUCACAUGGAGCAAGUCGAUUCGAGCACAUGAUAAACCUUUUGACUUUGGCAACCUCAGACAUCUCAAAUACCUUAACAAGCUCGGUUUCAGGGGAUUUCCUUUCUCUGAUGUUGUAAAUAUACAAAUGUUCAAUCCGUGUUCGUUAACUGUCGAAUUUAGAACACAACAACGAGCUCCGCAGUUGAUGGCAGCAUUAAUAUCAAAGGCUGACGGUUACCCUACAAAAUUUUUGGAUGGGUCACACUUUCCGCAAAAAUACGUUGGACUGAAGAACGUUCGUAUGUCAGCAGGAAAGUGCAUGCGUCUUUUUAAUCUGAUGUUACAGUCUGGACAUGGAGUGAGGAUUACGUUAACUGAGUGUACAAUAGGGGGUGACAUAAGACCGCUGCCGGAGAGAGUGGGAGACCAAACUGCCGUACAGGGUGUAGCUCCACAGCUCGCCUCAAUGUCGAAUGAAAUAGACAUUAGAUUUGAGAAGAUGACAGUGUCCGCAGAUGUUUUCAUGCGUCUCGUUCUCGUGAUGUUACAGCCUGGACAUAGAGCUUUCUUCACAUUAACUGAGUGUACAAUAGAGGGUGACAUAAGACAGCUGCCGGAGAGAGUGGGGGGCCAAACUGCCGUACAGGGUGUAGCUCCACAGCUCGCCUCAAUGUCGAAUGGAAUAUACAUUAGAUUUGAGAAGAUAACAGUGUCCGCAGAUGUUUUCAUGCGUCUCGUUCUCGUGAUGUUACAGCCUGGACAUAGAGCGUCCUUCACAUUAACUGAGUGUAAAAUAGAGGGUGACAUAAGACAGCUGCCGGAGAGAGUGGGGGGCCAAACUGCCGUACAGGGUGUAGCUCCGCAGCUCGCCUCAAUGUCGAAUGGAAUAUACAUUAGAUUUGUGAAGAUAACAGUGUCCGCAGAUGUUUUCAUGCGUCUCGUUCUCGUGAUGUUACAGCCUGGACAUAGCGCGUCCUUCACAUUAACUGAGUGUAAAAUAGAGGGUGACAUAAGACAGCUGCCGGAGAGAGUGGGGGGCCAAACUGCCGUACAGGGUGUAGCUCCGCAGCUCGCCUCAAUGUCGAAUAUCGCCAACAUUAGAUUUGAGAAGAUGACAGUGUCCGCAGAUGUUUUAAUGCGUCUCGUUCUCGUGAUGUUACAGCCUGAACAUUUACCGUCCUUCACAUUAACUGAGUGUACAAUAGAGGGUGACAUAAGACAGCUGCCGGAGAGAGUGGGGGGCCAAACUGCCGUACAGGGUGUAGCUCCACAGCUCGCCUCAAUGUCGAAUGAAAUAGACAUUAGAUUUGAGAAGAUGACAGUGUCCGCAGAUGUUUUAAUGCGUCUCGUUCUCGUGAUGUUACAGCCUGAACAUGUACCGUCCUUCACAUUAACUGAGUGUACAAUAGAGGGUGACAUAAGACAGCUGCCGGAGAGAGUGGGGGGCCAAACUGCCGUACAGGGUGUAGCUCCACAGCUCGCCUCAAUGUCGAAUGGAAUAUACAUUAGAUUUGAGAAGAUGACAGUGUCCGCAGAUGUUUUCAUGCGUCUCGUUCUCGUGAUGUUACAGCCUGGACAUAGCGCGUCCUUCACAUUAACUGAGUGUACAAUAGAGGGUGACAUAAGACCGCUGCCGGAGAGAGUGGGGGGCCAAACUGCCGUACAGGGUGUAGCUCCGCAGCUCGCCUUAAUGUCGAAUGAAAUAGACAUUAGAUUUGAGAAGAUGACAGUGUCCGCAGAUGUUUUCAUGCGUCUCGUUCUCGUGAUGUUACAGUCUGGACAUAGCGCGUCCUUCACAUUAACUGAGUGUACAAUAGAGGGUGACAUAAGACAGCUGCAAGAGAAGGUGGGGGACCAAACUGCCGUACAGGGUGUAGCUCCGCAGCUCGCUUCAAUGUUGAAUAUAACAAACAUUUAUUUAGAGAAGAUGACAGUGUCCGCAGAUGUUUUCAUGCGUCUCGUUCUCGUGAUGUUACAGUCUGAACAGAUAGGGACCUUUACGGUAACUGAGUGUACAAUAGAGGGUGACAUAAGACAGCUGCAAGAGAAGGUGGGGGGCAAAACUGCCGUACAGGGUGUAGCUCCACAGCUCGCCUUACUAGCCUAUACAACAAACCGGAGAAUAUCAUUAAAAAAUGUGAUUGUGCCAGCGGAAGUGUUGAGGGGUCUCGUAAGUGUGAUGUUACAGUCAGUACGUCGUCGUGUUGACUGUGAAUUACAAAACUGUGCAAUAGAGCCUGUCGAAGAGGUGAGAAAGCUUAGGGAGGAAAUGUGGCACCAGCCCGCCAUUCAUGUGGAUUGGUUCAGCAUGCGUGAACAAGGCUGGUGCAUUAAGUACAGCAAAAAUAAGGUAUACUGA
This is a messenger RNA of Mya arenaria, 5319 nucleotides long. RefSeq lists its product as uncharacterized. The transcript is spliced from 5 exons. The coding region runs from base 25 to 5319 and encodes 1764 amino acids. The record is from RefSeq and is a predicted model, not a curated record. NCBI's taxonomy places the organism in Eukaryota, Metazoa, Mollusca, Bivalvia, Myida, Myidae.